CGCGGCGCGGGACGACAUGGCGGGAAGUUCCAGCAGCAAAUGGAGCAGAACUCCAGUCCAGAGUCUCCCCAUCCACCCCAGAAUACUCUCUGCAUUGAGAAAAGGAGGUAUACUUCACGUGUCUUCCGUGCUGGAGGAGAGCUGCAGUGGGCUGGGGAGGAGGACAGGACUUAGUGAGGCAGAGGUGAAGGGUCUGGUGAGUGAGGUAGCGAGAGCAGUCCUUGCUGGCUCUCCCUCACCCUCCACUGCCCUCUCUCUCUAUCUCACUGGGCAGUCCCAGCACUGCUGGGGCAGACUGAGUGUUGGUUGUGGGCUACUGGACUCAAGUCUGAGAGGAGGUCUGCUGGUGUCGGGACUCACAGAGAUAGCCGGGAUCAGUGCAGCAGGCAAGACACAGCUCUGUCUCCAGCUCUGUCUCACCGCUCAACUACCCAGGACUCAUGGGGGACUCUCAUCAGGAGCUGUGUACAUCUGUACCCAGGAUGUGUUCCCUACAAAGAGACUGCGGCAGUUGACACAAUACUUCAGUCAGAGGCACACACACUCUCAUCCCUCGCUCACCGCACAACAUCUCUCAGAUAACAUCUUUGUGGAACACGUGGCAACGAUAUCGUCCCUGACGGCGCAGUUGGAGUACAAGCUGCCGGCUCUGCUGAGCACAGGAAGAGUGGGUGUGGUCAUCAUAGACUCUAUUGCAGCUCUAUUCCGGGCAGAGUAUGGGGCGGGGCAGGCGGCCCAGCGAGCCGCAGUCCUCCAGACCUGCGGGGCUCGACUGCACCAUCUCUCUGCCAGCUACGGAGUGGCAGUCGUCUGUGUGAAUCAGGUGACGGCAGUGAUGGAGGAGAGAGGAGGGGGUGUGGCUCCUGCCCUGGGACUGGCGUGGGCCAGUCUAGUCACCUCCAGGAUCACUCUCUCCAGAGACGAGACUGUCCACUCUAAUCUCGACUGCUGCAAGGUUCCUACAGCUGUGAAAAGGGAGUUAGAAGUUGUGUUUGCACCCCACCUCCCACCGGUGUCAGUAGACUAUUAUGUAACCAGUGCUGGCAUCCAUGGCAACCAAAACAUGGCCAACUGUUGCCCGGCGACCUAACUAUGACCGACAAACACCAUGGCCAAUGUCACUUUAAUAUCCAGUAUAGUGUCUCCUGAUUCAGUAUCCAUGUUUUCAGUACCAAUGCAUACUUACUGAGUGCUCUUACUGUAUGUAUAUACCUGCUACAUAGAUGUGUGCUGAUGAUGUGGGCACAAUGUGUGGUGUAGUUUUUGAAUGGCUUAUC
Messenger RNA from Geodia barretti, 1277 nucleotides. Lineage: Eukaryota; Metazoa; Porifera; Demospongiae; Tetractinellida; Geodiidae. The record is from the annotation of a GenBank genome assembly.